AUGGGCACUAAGCGUAAACGCGACGCUGUCUCCACGGACGCCAUGCCGACCGAAGCGACCCGGGAGCUGCAUCGACUGAUCGCUGCAGUACUGAAGAUGCUGCAGUUACCAGCGGACGCGUUUGCAUCGGGUGAAACCGCAGAAGUUGACGUCUCCGACCAAAUUCGCAGUCUUGGACUGGACAAACUCAAGCGGUUGCCCAGGUUGCAGCCGCUAGGAAGCGUUAGCAGCUCGGACUUAGCUCUCAGGCUUUUCUUCAGCUGUAGGAAGGCGGGGGUCGUCACCGUACACGCGAAAUCUGAGUCGACAGUAAACGAGAUUUUGGUCGUCGACAAUCCACAAAAACUGGCGGAGCUGUCUAUCAAUGCGUUCAAGCGAGAGCUGAAACAAGGACAUUAUCGGCAUAUAAUUCGUGUGUGGCUUCCUGAGGAGGAGGACAUUGCGCUGGGCGCGAUGCCCGAUCGGAUUCUAAUGCAGAUUCGCGAGUUCGCCGAGUGCAGUAGUCAUGACGCAGCCGACAAGGCGCUGACGUCUCAACUACCGUUGAAGAUCCUCUUUCGAGACGACUCGGUUAUUGUAGUGGACAAACCUGCCAAUGUACUGAGUGUGGACGGCACCAACUCUGACGCCCCGGUGUCAGUCCAUCGCUGUAUUGCGAGUGUGUAUCCAGAAGCGCGUAUGGUGCAUCGUCUGGACCAGGAGACGUCGGGCUUACUUGUCGUCGCUCUGACCAAGUCCGCAGCACAGAGUUUAAACGCUCAGUUUCGAGAUCGAUCGGUUGAAAAGACAUACGUGGCGCGUGUGCAUGGAUGGAUAAAUGAUCAAGAAGACGGAUCUGAGUCACCGAGGCGCGUACGUCUCCCUAUGGAGAAACACCCGACCCAGCCGCUUGUCCAACAUGUUGUUUCUGACCGUGAAGUUGAUUCAUCAAGCUCGCUCUGGUCAGUCACUGAAUAUUCUGUGCAGUCUCGGACAACUGAUUCUGGUGGGGAUGACACUGAGGAAGAUGCAAAGGCUACGAUGGUAGAACUCAAACCGAUUACCGGCAAAACCCACCAGCUUCGACUGCACAUGCAGCACCUCGGGUAUCCCAUCUUGGGCGACUCACUGUAUUCUCCGGAACUGGUGUAUCACCGUGCUUCGCGCCUUUGUUUGCAUGCUGCCAAGCUGUCAUUCACUCACCCGGUCACGAACGAGCACUUGUGCUUCGAAAGCUCAUGCCCCACCGACUUUUUUGCAACUAAGGAAGACAAAAGCAUCUCGCUCGCCAUCGAUAUCGCCGGGAUCCCAUUGGCGUCAACCCUUGCCUGCACGCCAAGCCCAAGCGGUCUUUUGAUAUCUGAUAACAUCGAAGAUCUACUUGUCGAACGUGAGCUCCAGCAAGCAAAGUCCGGAGAUGACACUGAGCGUCGAAGUAUACCAACAGCGCUCAACAUUUUGAUGUACAUCUUGGCCUUUCUUGCUGAGCUGUGCGCCUCCGUUGCUUCCGUUUGCGCAGAUUUGACGGCGUCAGGUAGUACCUCGACGCCGGAAUCUGCGAUCCAAGUUCCUCCUGCUGGCUGGUCGACAGAGCCAGCAUUCAAGUUUGGCACGCCAACCUUCUUUGGUUCCGGCUGCCCUGCCAACACGGUGACGGUGGUGCCCUCCACGGACGGCCAGGCAGUUUCUGUGCUCUUCUCACAGUUCGCGGCGCGUACGUCUGGCGUCGACGUGACGCGCGACCGGAAAUCAUGUAACCUGGCAGUACCCGUCGACGUCCAAAGCGGCGUUUCCAUCGGCAUCUUCCGCGUGGACUACCGCGGUAAUGCAUUCGUGCCGAAUCAGAGCGGUUCGUACGGACAGUUCGACGCCGAGUACUAUUUCGCUGGACAACGCGGCCCCGUUGCGUCCGAGAAAUACUCUCCAGGCACAGACAAGGACCUAUUCAUCUCGCAUGAGGUUGGUGUGAGUGCUGUCGUGUGGACUCCAUGUGGAGCCUCGACCAACUUCCGAGUCAACAGUGCGAUUACUGCUGUGAAGAAAGCGGGUGGAAAGGAAGACACGCAGAUUGUGAUCGACUCGGUGGACAGCACAGUGCAAGCUGGAUUUCACUACCACAUCACGACUCGGAAGUGCUAG
Molecule: messenger RNA, 2118 nt
Organism: Phytophthora nicotianae INRA-310
Lineage: Eukaryota; Oomycota; Peronosporomycetes; Peronosporales; Peronosporaceae
Exons: 4
Coding region: 1-2118 (705 amino acids)
Biological process (GO): pseudouridine synthesis
Molecular function (GO): RNA binding; pseudouridine synthase activity
Source: RefSeq, a predicted model, not a curated record